Molecule: messenger RNA, 1982 nt
Organism: Condylostylus longicornis
Lineage: Eukaryota; Metazoa; Arthropoda; Insecta; Diptera; Dolichopodidae
Product: glycine receptor subunit alpha-2-like
Exons: 11
Coding region: 127-1668 (513 amino acids)
Biological process (GO): nervous system process; chloride transmembrane transport; regulation of membrane potential
Cellular component (GO): synapse; membrane; neuron projection
Molecular function (GO): neurotransmitter receptor activity; extracellular ligand-gated monoatomic ion channel activity; transmembrane signaling receptor activity
Source: RefSeq, a predicted model, not a curated record
UAUUUUAAUUUUAUAUAUACAUAUAUAUAUAUAGGAAAAGUUUAAUAUGACAAGAAAAAAUGUGAAAAAAAUUAAUAAUGAAUUAAAAUUUCAAAGGAUAAAAAAUAUUCUUCUAAUUUAUAAUUCAUGAAAUCAGAUAGCAUGAGAUCAGCUGUUGCAAUAAGAUUACUGUUUUUCUUUGUGUUCAAUUCUAGAAAAAUGUUUACCGCCUCACAACAAGACACAAAUUCACAGGACUAUUUAUUAGAUGAAGGAUAUGAUAAAAACGCAAGACCAACUCCAGACACAUUAACAAACGUAUCAAUUGGUUUAUUCAUUAAUCGAAUAUCGGCUGUUGAUGAAAAUAAGGAAGAAAUUUCAUUUGAUGUAUUUCUGCAAGUAUUAUGGGAAGAUAAACGUGUUAAAUUUCGUAAUGAUAUUAAUUUAACAAAACCAUUUACAGAAUUACAAAAUGAUGAAAGACAUAAGUUAUGGGUACCUGAUUUGUAUAUUAGACAAUUAAGAGAAAUGCGCUUAUUGAAAUUAUUUGAAGAAAUAUCUAGUUUACGACUUUAUCAUAAUAGUACAAUCGCUCUUAGUAUAGGUGCUACAAUAAUUAUAAAAUGUGAUAUGGACUUUGUUCUGUACCCGUUAGAUGUACAGAAAUGUCCAGUAGAUUUCAGUAGUUAUAAAUAUUCAAAUCAUGAAAUGACAUUUCGAUGGAAACCUGGUCAGGCAAUAACAUUUCCAAAUGAUUUCGGUGAUGGUUUCUUUCGGCUUCCAAAAUAUGUGGUAUCGUUUACUACAGAGCAUCAACCGCACAUUGUAAAUUAUGGAGAUGGUAAUAAAAGAAGUUUUUAUUUUUUUUUAAUAUUUUUUAAGACCCUAUUGAAUCAUGCAUCUGCUCGUUUAGAAAUAACAUUAUCACGCGAAGUUAAAAGUUAUUUACUAGAAAAUUAUUUACCAUCAACAUUAUUUGUAUCGAUGUCAUGGGGUAGUUUUGUUGUUGUACCAGAAGUUGUACCUGGUCGAAUGGUAUUACUAGUAACAACAUUAUUAUCAUUAAUAACAAUGUUCGAUACGGUUAGAAAUAAUUCACCUGAUGCACUUGAAUUGAAAUGCCUUGAGGUGUGGCUAAUAUCCUGUACAUUAUUUGUAUUUCUUGCUUUAAUGGAAUAUUUCAUUGUUCUAUUUGGUAUACGAUAUGAUAAACAUUGGAGAACAUCAAAAGCCAUUUCAUCAUUCGUAUCAGCUCCAAUAAAUCUAUCAGCAAGUGGAAUGAGCUCAGAAACACCGAUGACAACAUUUACACAACGAAAAAAUGGUAUUGAUCAUGCUGCUCGUAUGUUUAAUUUAAAUAGAAUAAAACCAGAAAAUAAACCAAAACCACCAGAAAUAAUAAUAAGAAAUGCUGAAACAGGUACAACAAAUCAAUUACAAGUAAAUCAACAGGAGAAUCAACAAUCAACAUCACAACAAUCACAAGAAGAUGUUAGUGCGACAAGUUCAGAUCGUGGUGUUGGUGGUCGUAAAAGAUUUAAAAAUGUUGCUGAAUAUGCUCUUUUAUAUGCUGGAUCACAACGUGGUAAAUUAGAUCAAAUAUCAUUGGUUUUAUUUCCAUUAAGUUUUUUAGUUUUCGCUAUCGUCUAUUGGGUAUUAUAUUUAAGUGAAUCAAGAAAGAAAAUAUGAUAUGAUAUUUAUAUAAUAAAAAUUAUUUAUAAUUACGUUAAACAAUCAGCAUUAGAAAUCUCGUCAUUAUUGUGGUAAACAUGAAAAUUUUCUAAAAAUAAAUUAAAAUAAAAACAAAAUAAUUAACAAAAAAAAAUAUAUAUAUAUAAAAAAUUCAUAAAAUAAAAAAAAUGUAUAAGUAGAUAAAGUAAAAUUUAAUAAAUAAAAUAUAAAAUAUGUAAAAAAUAGGGUAUUUUGUUUAAAUUUUCUGAAAUUUAUUUCACCAGACUUAAUAAUUAUUUAAUGUUAAUAUUUAAUAAUUUAACUUUUAAUUU